Messenger RNA from Aureobasidium uvarum, 285 nucleotides. NCBI's taxonomy places the organism in Eukaryota, Fungi, Ascomycota, Dothideomycetes, Dothideales, Saccotheciaceae. The record is from the annotation of a GenBank genome assembly.
AUGGCUGGCCUCAACUCUCCCGGUCUUCACCGCCGCAACAACGUCCCCCACUGGCAGCGCAUGCACCAGACCCACGACGGUCUCCGCCAGUGGCAGAAGGGCCCUCGCGCCAAGAUUAUGCUCUACCCAUACUACGCCCUGCUGGCCUCGACCUCGGCUGCCACCAUGUACAUGAUGGGCAGAAUGGUCCUCGUGCGUCCACCCCGAUAUACAACCCUCGCUCUCCCUGCCACAGCUCUGACACUACGCGCANNGGGCCACAAGACUUGGUUCUCCAGCAACUAG